CAUAAUCAGUACACAACUAGAUUACGCACCCAGCAGACGUUUAAUUAUAAUGUUUAAAAACCCUCUUUACGUGUACGGGCCAAAGAAUGUGGAUUUACCGGGAGACCUUAAUUUUGGGGGGUUCUUUUUGGACAAGGUUUGGGAACAUCGAGAUCAAGUGGCUCUGAUCAAUGGAGCUACCGAUGAGACUUUUACAUAUUCGGUCUUGGCACAACAUGUUAUGAAUAUGGCUAUCUCCCUCUCUCAUCUAGGAGUUAGAAAGGGAGAGAUAGUGGCGAUUUGCUCUGAAAACAGAAAGGAAUAUUGGGCAGCAACCUUUGGGUCAAUAUGCGCCGGCGCAACUGUAACUAUGAUCAAUCCUUUGUACACUGAAAGCGAACUAAGGCACGUGCUAAGCAUAACAAAACCGAAAUACAUGUUUUGCUCGCCAGCAUUCUACAAAAACAAAUCCAAAUUAUUGUCGACUCACGCGCAUGUCAAGAAAAUUAUACUAUUCGGCGAUAAGACUAAUAACGCACUUAGUUACUAUGACUUAACAGUAUCUGUUGAUAGUAACGAUAAGGAGAUAUAUUUCAAUGGUUUGAAUCUUAGCAGGAAUGUGAGAUAUGAUGAGUUCCAACCUGUAGAUGUGGUCGGGCAGAGUGAUGUUGUUUUUGUUUUGUAUUCGUCCGGGACGACUGGCAUGCCUAAAGGAGUGAUGUUGACGCAUGUCAAUCUGUUAACAGCGUGUUCGAUGCCAGCUACCGUGGACCCCAAAGUGUCUGGUCUGACGAUUUCCCCCUGGUUCCACGUGAUGGGCCUUAUCGGAACAGUUAUCGCUCUUACUAAAGGCAAAACUGUGGUGUUCUUGCCAAAGUUUGAGGUCAAUUUGUACUUGAAAUGCAUUGAAAAGUAUAAGAUCCAGCAAUUAACAGUCGUUCCUCCAGUGUUAAUAGCGGCUUGCAAGUCCCAGGAGCCUUACGACUUGGGCUCCGUGCGAGUAAUCUACUCUGGGGCGGCUCCUUUACAAGAUGACACAAUUAAAAUCGUCAAAAAUAAAUUCCCCAACGUCGAGGCUGUGAUGCAAGGGUAUGGGAUGACAGAGAUGACUCUAGCAGUCAUCAGGAGUACCUUUGAUCAGACGAAGGUCAUCAAAUCUGGCAGCAUUGGUUCGGUGGUUCCUGGAGCGAUUGUCAAAGUCGUCGACAUAGAUACGGGAAAACCCUUAGGUCCCAACCAAAAAGGGGAGCUCUGCUUCAAAAGCGGCCAAGUCAUGAAAGGUUACGUCGGCAGGAGUAACAAGGAGUUCUUCGACAGCGAGGGAUUCUAUAGAUCUGGUGACAUUGGCUAUUACGAUGAAGACAGGCAGUUUUACAUUGUCGAUCGUUUGAAGGAGUUGAUCAAAUAUAAGGGGUAUCAGGUGGCCCCGGCAGAAAUCGAGUCGCUUCUCCUCCAGCACCCUUCAAUCCGAGACGCUGGUGUGGUGGGGCUCCCAGACCCCACUGCUGGUGAGCUGCCCCUAGCCUUCGUGGUGAAGCAGCCGGGCAGUGACGUCACUGAGAGGGAGAUCCAGGAGUUUGUUGCUGAGAAGCUAUCAAAUCCUAAGCAUCUUCGCGGCGGCGUGCGUUUCGUGUCAGAGAUACCGAAGAAUCCUUCUGGAAAAAUCCUGAGAAAAAUCCUGAAAACAAUGAUUAAGAGAACCAAAGCUAAAUUGUGAUAUCUGUGUAUUUCGUUUAACUACAUAUGUAUAUUUCCUUACUUGUAAAUACAUACAUACAUACAUUCAUAUGGUCACGUCUAUAUCCCUUGCG
This is a messenger RNA of Amyelois transitella, 1790 nucleotides long. RefSeq lists its product as uncharacterized. Gene Ontology annotation, biological process: long-chain fatty acid metabolic process; fatty-acyl-CoA biosynthetic process. Lineage: Eukaryota; Metazoa; Arthropoda; Insecta; Lepidoptera; Pyralidae. The transcript is spliced from 9 exons. The record is from RefSeq and is a predicted model, not a curated record. The coding region runs from base 50 to 1696 and encodes 548 amino acids. Gene Ontology annotation, molecular function: long-chain fatty acid-CoA ligase activity.